AUGAAACUCAGUAAAGCCGAAGUGCGACAACGAAAAAGGGAAAAGGCCGAGCGAAAGCGAAAAAUGGCUAUUGCGGAGAAACAGCGAGAAUGGACACUGGAAAGUGAUCCAACUGAAUUCUAUUCGGUCGAGGGAGAGCACAAUUUGCAGAUCAAGAACUUCAUGGGGAUGUUCUUUCUUGAAGAAUCGGAAUAUUUACACGUGACGUGUGGGGACGGAGAAGAAGAAUACGUCGACAUCAAUGUCGGAGAUAUCAUUCAAGAUGAUGCAAAAGGGCGUUUCAGAUUCAAGAUUAUGAAGAAAAUGUUCAAAAAUACUCAUCUUUGGGGCGCAUUUGGACUCGACUCGCAGUUUUCCUUCAAAGAAGGAAGUACUUCUAACAUAGCCACGGGUUUCUUAUCUGAUAGUACCAACACUUUUUUCAUGAAAAAACUCGUCUUGAAAGAUUUAAAAUUCUCGCCUCAUAUUGUCAGCAUUUACCUAGCCGCCAUUCAUCGACUGCCAGUUCGACUUACGUGGGUUGAUACUUGCGCGCUCUUAGAAAUUUGCGACUUUUGCGCAUCAACAGCAGUUUGGUACGACUAUGUUAAACCUGCUCUGCUUCGUUUAACUCAUCAAAAUUUCACAAGAAUCAUGGACAUGUUAUUCCUCUAUCAAACUUACCGAACGCGAGAGGUUGAUGACGAUAAAAUCCCGAUCAAUUCGAGAAACAUUUACGAUCGGACCUUUUAUCAUAUUUUGCAAAGUUCAAAUUUUAAGUCGAUUUUCAAGUUGAACAACCAAGAUUAUCAGGGAACCCUGGAGCAGCAUUACCGCCUUGUCCCGCGAAAAGAUCACCUUGCGGCCGCUUGUGCGAAUAGCAGCAAAUGUUUCUACUACAGGACAAACUGGGACGUUCGUAUUCUCAUGGUCCGGAUGUGGACUGAAAACAGGAACGCGCGAAGCGAUCAAGACAUCCAAUCGGAUUAUAUGGAGGUUUUCAGCAAGUUCAACGCACCUGCCGCGCUAAACCAGCUGCUCUCGCCUUCUAUUAUGCGACAGGUUCUGACCAAGGGCAUGUUGGUACAGCCGAACGAGAAGUAUUGGGCUUUUGAUAUCAAAAGUUUUCCGCGGAGAAUUAAGGAAUAUAACAUCAAACCUUAUGGAUCAGAACUUAUAGAAGAUGAUGGAAAAAAGGUGUCAGAAAAAGAUAUCAAAGGCUACUUUAGCUAUGAAGAGUACCGGCCUGAAUCAGGCACUGACCCGGAGAGUGGCGAGUGGGGUGAUACCGAAAAUGCUGAGGACACGAAAAAAUCGAGGGAGAGAGCAACACAUGAAAGAAAAGUCAAAAGGAGACUGGGUGACAAGCGAAAUGAGCUGAAACAAGCAAUCGAGGAUCAUAAAAACGGUGUUGGAGGACGAAAUGUGCCGCUGAAUGAUUCGGGAGGCAGCAAUUAUGCUUGGGGAUUGAGAAUCAAGACUGAAUCCCGCCCGCUAGAUACGGUGCGACGGCCUUUAGUUGGAAAACUUCUCAAGGUCAACAGGAAGGAUAAGUACGUUGUUGUGCAGUGGAUAACCCCAGGAUGCGAGCUCUUAUCGGAUGUGGACUAUGCUGGCCCUGGAAUUCUUUACAACAGAAACGACAACUUCGACAGCAGAAUCGACUGGGGCCCGAAUUCAAAUAAAAUCGUAAAGUAUUUGAUAAAGAAGGAUGCCUUCCACAUCGAGCUUGCUGAAGAUAUCUUUCCAUAUGUCGACAUAUACAAGACUUACUUCAAAGACUUGAAUGCCUCCUGA
Molecule: messenger RNA, 1776 nt
Organism: Oikopleura dioica
Lineage: Eukaryota; Metazoa; Chordata; Appendicularia; Copelata; Oikopleuridae
Source: the annotation of a GenBank genome assembly